AUGCUGCAGUUCUUUGUAAAACAUAUAACCACACGACUGGAUGAAGUACCUGCAUUUCCUCAUAAGCCUGAAACCGAGCAUGUCUCAUGUGGAAGGAUACUCAGUGGAGACAAGGUUUACGUAAAGGAUAUCGCUCGCAAACGUCCAGCGCUACAAAAGCGGUGGCUGAAUAUGUCCUGCAAUGAAAUCAAAGGUCGCAUUCUGCCUCCAAAACACUUAAAAAGAAUUGAUUUUGGUGUGGCUUAUGCCCGCAUUGUCUUUGAGGUAUGA
Messenger RNA from Cylicostephanus goldi, 270 nucleotides. The record is from the annotation of a GenBank genome assembly. NCBI's taxonomy places the organism in Eukaryota, Metazoa, Nematoda, Chromadorea, Rhabditida, Strongylidae.